GUUCAAUUAGAACUAAAUAAUGAGGAAAAGGUUGAGAAUGAUUGUGAACUCGAAGAAACUGAUGGUUAUAUUCCAAAUACUAAGACUGAUUCUGAAUUACAACAAAGAAUUUUAGGUGGCAGAGAAGCUGCAGAGGUUGGACUGACUGAGGAGUGGCGAAGAAGUGCCGAAGAGCUGCAGCGCAAGUUGCCAACAGCUGCUCAACCAGUCUUUCUAAAUCAGGAUCAAGUCUUAUCAUGUAUUCCACCUGACCUUGAAUAUUCUAACGAACGAAAUUCCAUGGCUUCAUCUUCCUUUGGACAACAACAAAAAUAUAAUAAGCUGAAUUUUGAUGAAUUCGAAAAUUUUGCUAAUGAAGAGAUGGUUCGAAUGGCCAUGUUUGUUAACAUCUUUAAAGUCCUGAAUACAGUAAUGGAGGAUGAGGGAAUCACGUUCACAAAUCAAUGUCUCAAUAACAUGGUUGGGAUGCCAAACUUUAUUGGUAGGAAAGAGUAUCAACUCAUACUUACAAUAGAAGUCAAAAAAGAAUGGGUUUUGCCUCUUGCAAAAACGGUUAUAUCACAAGCAUAUACGUAUAUAGCUAGUAACAGACUUCAGUAUGGUGUAUUAACGACAUUGCUGAAUGAAAAUUCUCAAUACGAACUACCACAAAGGUAUCCGUUUCGUGCACGUAAGAACAAUUCUAAUAGCGCUCCACAAGAAAUAAUAGAACUGUCAGGCUCAGCGAACUUUCAGUUUGGCAAUUUCGUCGGGUCAUAUCUGGGUUAUGGCAGGAGUGGGACUACGUUCAGUUGUAAAUACAAUGGGCAAGAUAUAGCCCUAAAACUUACUGAUUUGUCAAAAAAGAAAUUCCUAUUGCCAGAGCUGUUGAAAGAAAUAGAAAUCUAUCACUUUCUCGCAGAUAUUCAAGGGUUAUUCAUACCAAAAUUAGUAGGCUAUGGAUAUAUGUGA
Messenger RNA from Funneliformis geosporum, 951 nucleotides. NCBI's taxonomy places the organism in Eukaryota, Fungi, Glomeromycota, Glomeromycetes, Glomerales, Glomeraceae. The record is from the annotation of a GenBank genome assembly.